This is a messenger RNA of Trifolium pratense (red clover), 938 nucleotides long. RefSeq lists its product as uncharacterized. The transcript has 2 exons. The coding region runs from base 166 to 768 and encodes 200 amino acids. The record is from RefSeq and is a predicted model, not a curated record. Lineage: Eukaryota; Viridiplantae; Streptophyta; Magnoliopsida; Fabales; Fabaceae.
UCUAAAACUCAUAUAUCAUAUCUAUAUCUAUAAAUUGGACUAAGACAAAAAUUAUAAUAGAAACAGGACGGCAUUAAACUAUUAUUAAUAGUUUUCUAUAUAUGGUGAUUAUCUCUUUAGUUAGAGAGAAACAAGAUUCACAAAGCAAGCCACAUAAAAAGAACUAUGGAAGACGGUGUUACAGAAGUUCGUAGUUUGUUUCCUCCACCAAAUCAUAAUCCAGAAGAGGGAUCCAAAAGAAAAUAUAAUGAAGAAAAUGAAGAAGGGUUUGUCUCAACAGAAAAGGCUGAAAAAGUGAAACAGAAAGGUCUUGAUAUAGAAGAAGCAAAAGACAGUUCAAGUGGAGGUGGAGGUGUAAUUAGCAACUUUAUCUCGAAUUUUAUGACUCCUUUGAGUCCAAGAACAGGGAAAGUUACUACUGAAGAUGAAAGUGGAAAUGAGGUGUUUGAGAAAGAGGAAGAGAUUGGUAACAAUGGUGGAGAAAAAGGGGUCAUAAGUAAUCUUGUUUCUAACUUCUUUCAUAGAAAUGAAUCUGAAGAAGGUGUGGUGAAAACUGAGAACAAAGAGAAGGAAGAUGAUGAGGAAAUCAAAGGUGGUGAAAAGAUUAAGAGAUUGAAGACAGAUCAGACUGAAGCUAAUGGUGGCAGCAGUGGCGGUGGAGGCCUUAUUCAUGACAUUGUAUCUCAUUUACCUACUUCUAUCCCAGAUGAUGCAGCUCCUACAGCAGAUGAGGCGACUAUUUUGAUUAACUCUCUUGUUCGUGACUAAGCAGACACAUCAAAAUGGGAUUCUUUUGCAAUGUAUCAUGUAUUUUAUUUUUUCAGUCCUUUUCUACAGAUGUUAUUUUUGGGGUGAACUUUUGUAUUAUGCCUCAGUUUGUACUCUUUAUGUUAUGUCUGCCAUAAUCAAAAUUAGUAAUCUUUGGACUUUGGUCUAAA